AUGUCCACACCAGAGAUGAUGGCCAUUGACGACAUGAAGGACAUGAUUCGUCAAGUCGUGACGCCAGAAGAGCUUUCGGGCUCAUGGUACAACAAGACCAUGACUGCUGUGAGCAGCAGCCUACGCUCUCUCGGCGGUAGAACCAGAACCAUCAGCGCCGACGAAUACCUCAACAAACCAUUGCCAAUCGAGGACUACCUCAACAAGCCUCUUCCGCCGCUUCCGCAGCAGCCCUACUUUGAGUACAUGUUUGCAGACGCUGGUCUGGGAGGCAAAGACUCCAGCCCUCCAACACAAGUUGUGUUCAAGUCAGGCCCAAAGCAUCAAGUCUCCAAUGCGCAGCAUGAUAUGAUGAUGCCAGACUAUGAAGUCCCAAUGGCUGCAGAGUAUCCAAACAAGAAACGCAUCCUUGAGCCCAAGUCUCAGAAGUCGAAGGCGACCCUUCAGGAAAAUUCAAUUUUCGACUCAAAAUCUCAGAUGACCAUGACUGCUCCAGCCGUCCAGGCUCCAAGCUCAGUCACCAUUCGCAGAGUCAAGAAACGCGGCGCUCGUGACUCCUUCGUGGCCAAUGCACUGGAAGACAAAGAUUUCAACAUCGAUCUCCGCACCACCAAAAAGAUUCGGGUAAUCACUCAACAAGUAGAUUCAGAUGUCCAGAGUCUUCGCGCCUCGUCAUCGUCAGUCUACAGCAGUGAACCACCAACUCCCCCACCCAAGGAUCUUCCCACCAGCCCGGACACCAUCUACUCCGCUCUCGACCUUGAUCUUGAGCCCAAGAGUCCAACCCUCACCGGCUACGCUGGCCAAUUCGAAAGUUACGAAGCAAAGUACAUGCGUCGUCGUGCCGCCAAAACUUCCAAGGUACUCUCUUUCACCAGCGGCGACGUUCUUCACCCAAACAACCAAUUCACCCACACCAACUUCAUUGCCGACCCAACCUACGCCACCCAGAACUACACCAAGGCCAUCCUCGCCAAACUUCCUGUCCGCAAUGCAGCACUCACCUACGCAGACUUCCAAUCCGACCUUGCUGCAGAGCUUCUCACCCGUUCUGUGUCUGAAGAAAAUCUCCGCCGUGAAGCACACCGCGAAUGUGCCGCUGCUCGACUGGAAGGCUGUGCUGUCGGCCAGUACCGCUAUUACCAAGGCCACAUGAGUCUCGAAGAGUACAAGGCUGCGAAGAUGUGCGUGUGCUGGGAUGGAUGCUACUGCUCCAAGCUCUGCACUAUCUAUGGUGACGUUUUGUGCCCUUGCAACGAAUGGAUCGUCUUGCACAAGGAUUAG
Molecule: messenger RNA, 1284 nt
Organism: Exophiala viscosa
Lineage: Eukaryota; Fungi; Ascomycota; Eurotiomycetes; Chaetothyriales; Herpotrichiellaceae
Exons: 5
Coding region: 1-1284 (427 amino acids)
Source: RefSeq, a predicted model, not a curated record